Trichogramma pretiosum is the source of this 1859-nucleotide messenger RNA. RefSeq names its product aldehyde dehydrogenase, mitochondrial (gene Aldh). Gene Ontology annotation, molecular function: aldehyde dehydrogenase (NAD+) activity. The record is from RefSeq and is a predicted model, not a curated record. NCBI's taxonomy places the organism in Eukaryota, Metazoa, Arthropoda, Insecta, Hymenoptera, Trichogrammatidae. The transcript is spliced from 8 exons. Bases 100 to 1638 code for a protein of 512 amino acids.
CACACGCACGCUCGCACAUCAUUAUACUGGUAGAUCUCCGGCCAGAGGGGUACAAAAUAUAAACUAUCAGUGCAGUCGCGGGUCGUCGUUCUUUCAACCAUGUUGCGUUUAAUCAGCAAGAAAAUUAAUUACAACUCGCUGCGCGGUUUCGCAACAGCUGUACCUGCACCAGAAACCAAUCCAUCAGUGCUUUAUGCUGGAAUUUUUAUCAACAAUGAAUGGCAUCAAUCAAAAUCUGGAAAAAAAUUUGAAACCCUUAAUCCUGCUACAGAAGAAUGCAUCGCUCAAGUUCAGCAAGGAAGUGCUGAAGACAUUAAUAUUGCAGUACAAGCAGCACAAGAAGCUUUCAGAUUAGGUUCACCAUGGAGAACUAUGGAUGCUUCUCGAAGAGGCCUUUUGUUAAACAGAUUAGCUGAUUUAAUGGAAAGAGACCGCACAUACUUGGCUUCCUUAGAAACUUUAGACAAUGGAAAACCUUACUCAACAUCUUAUGGCUUUGAUGUCCCAGCAAGUAUUGGAGUUCUAAGAUAUUAUGCUGGUUGGGCAGAUAAAAAUCAUGGAAAAGUUAUUCCAAUGGAUGGUAAAUUUUUUGCUUACACAAGACAUGAACCAGUUGGAGUUUGUGGACAAAUUAUUCCCUGGAAUUUCCCUCUUCUGAUGGCAGCUUGGAAAUUGGGACCUGCUUUGGCAACAGGAAAUUGUGUUAUCCUUAAACCAGCUGAACAAACACCACUUACUGCAUUGUACAUUGCUCAAUUGACAAAAGAGGCUGGAUUCCCUCCAGGCGUUGUCAAUGUGGUUCCAGGGUUUGGGGAUGCUGGUGCAGCAUUAGUGCAUCAUCCUCAUGUUGACAAAGUAGCUUUUACUGGCUCAACAGAAGUUGGUAAACUUGUACAGAAAGGAGCUGCUGAGAGUAAUUUGAAAAGAACAACAUUAGAACUAGGAGGAAAAUCUCCUAACAUUAUCUUUAGUGACAGUGAUAUCAAUGAAGCUGUUGAAACUGCUCAUUUUGGAUUGUUUUUCAAUAUGGGACAAUGUUGUUGUGCUGGAUCAAGAACAUAUGUAGAAAGUUCUAUCUAUGAUGAAUUUGUGGAAAGAAGUGCUGCCAGAGCAAAAGCAAGAACAGUUGGAAAUCCUUUUGAUAUGAACAUUGAAAGUGGUCCACAGAUUGAUGAAGAACAAAUGAAUAAAAUAUUAGGUAUGGUAGAAAAAGGAAAAUCUGAAGGAGCAAAGUUAGUACAAGGAGGUAGUAGAGUUGGUGAAAAAGGAUACUUUAUUGCUCCAACUGUUUUUGCUGAUGUUAAAGAUAAUAUGACCAUUGCAACUGAUGAAAUUUUCGGACCAGUUCAACAAAUAUUGAAAUUUGACAAAGUUAGUGAAGUUAUUGAGAGGGCAAAUAAAACUGAUUAUGGAUUAGCAGCGGCAGUUUUCACAAAAGACAUCGAUAAAGCUAAUUACAUUGUUCAAGGAUUAAGGGCUGGUACUGUUUGGGUAAAUACCUAUAACGCCUUGGCAACUCAAGUACCAUUUGGAGGAUACAAAAUGUCUGGAAUGGGAAGAGAAUUAGGAGAGUAUGGUUUGGAAGCUUAUACAGAAGUUAAAAGUGUUAUCACCAAGGUACCCGAAAAAAAUAGUUAGAUGAGUAGUUGAACGAUUUUUUGAUAAAAGUGUUAUGAUGACUAUAAUUUUUUUUACACAUUUGUACUUUGAAAUAUGUAGAUCAUAGGUAUAUUAUUCAUUGUAAAUGAAAAUAUUUUUUUAAUCAUGUACAAUUCGUUAUUAUGUGUCCACCACUUCAAGUGUUUCAAGAAAAUUUGUGAUAGACGUAUCAGUUAAAAAUAAAACGCAACAGACUUUAU